Choloepus didactylus (southern two-toed sloth) is the source of this 1134-nucleotide messenger RNA. It is a transcript of the gene IL12A, whose product is annotated as interleukin 12A. NCBI's taxonomy places the organism in Eukaryota, Metazoa, Chordata, Mammalia, Pilosa, Megalonychidae. Gene Ontology annotation, molecular function: interleukin-12 receptor binding; growth factor activity. Gene Ontology annotation, biological process: immune response. The transcript has 7 exons. The coding region runs from base 285 to 944 and encodes 219 amino acids. Gene Ontology annotation, cellular component: extracellular region. The record is from RefSeq and is a predicted model, not a curated record.
GCGGCGGGGCCGUCCCGAAAAGACUGCGGCCGGGCACCGGGGAGUUAAUCCGAAAGCGCCGCAAGCCCCGCGGGCCGGACUCCGCGUGUCACCGAGAAGCUGAUGUAGGGAGAUUCAGAAAGAAAGAAAGCAAUAGACAGAGUCCUGGGAAAGUCCUGCCGCGGCCUUUAGGCAAUUAUAAAAAUGUGACCCCCUCGGUCCGCCUUCCAGCCACCACCCUCACCUGCUGUGUCCACCCGUCGGCGCUCAGCUGCUGCCCAGCUCCUGCGCGGCGUCCGCUCAGCAUGUGCCCGAUGCGCAGCCUCCUCCUUGUGGUCACCCUUGUCCUCCUGGACCGCCUCAGCUUGGCCAGGAAUCUCCCUACAGCCAUACCAGGCCCUGGAAUGUUCCGGUGCCUUGACCACUCCCAAAACCUCCUGAAAGCCAUCAGUGACAUGCUUCAAAAGGUCACACAAACCUUAGAAUUUUACUCUUGCACUUCUGAAGAGAUUGAUCAUGAAGACAUCACAAAAAAUACAACCAGCACACUGAAGGCCUGUUUACCACUGGAAUUAACCACGAAUGAAAGUUGCCUGGCUUCCAGAGAGACAUCUUUCAUAACUAAUGGGAGUUGCCUAGCCUCCAGGAAGACCUCUUUUAUGAUGACCCUGUGCCUUAGUAGUAUCUAUGAGGACCUGAAGAUGUACCAGGUGGAGUUCAAGACCAUGAAUGCAACGCUCCUGAUGGACCCUAAGAGGCAGAUCUUUCUGGAUCAAAACAUGCUGGCAGCUAUUGACAACCUAAUGCAGGCCCUGAAUUUCAGCAGUGAGACCGUGUCACCAAAACCCUCCCUUGAAGAGCCGGAUUUUUAUAAAACUAAAAUGAAGCUCUGCAUACUUCUUCAUGCUUUCAGAAUUCGUGCAGUGACUAUCAACAGAAUGAUGAGCUAUCUGAAUUCUUCCUAAAGAGCUAAGGAAAUGCUUUAAUAGAAAAAAGCAGGAAUUUAUAAGCUAUUUCCAUACCAAAGUGUUUGUAGAAACAAAUUAUCAAGCAUAAUUUAUUUUAAAGUAUUUAUUUAUAUAAUUUUGUGUUCAUGAAAGCAUGUGGACUAACUUAUAUUUAUUUAUGUUAUAUUUAUUGAAAUAUUUAUUAUCA